AUGGCUGCUUUCACUCUCACAUUUGCUCCCUCCACCCGCUCCUUCGGCCGCAGUGGCUACAACAAGGAUGGUGAUGAUUCUGACUCCAAGCCCACAAACAGCCGUGGUCGAUCUGGCUACAAUGACCCUGAGGAGGGAGACUCUGGUCGUUCUGGCUACAAUGGCCCCGACGACGACGACAACUCUCAGGGCAACAAGGGCCGCUCUGGUUACAAUGGCCCCAGUGACGAUGACGACAUCAGCGUUUGGAUAGUCUUGGGCAUAGAAACAGCAUCGCACGUUUGGAUUUGGAAAAAGAAGGACAGACAAGCAUAG
Fusarium poae is the source of this 315-nucleotide messenger RNA. RefSeq lists its product as uncharacterized. The transcript has 2 exons. The coding region runs from base 1 to 315 and encodes 104 amino acids. NCBI's taxonomy places the organism in Eukaryota, Fungi, Ascomycota, Sordariomycetes, Hypocreales, Nectriaceae. The record is from RefSeq and is a predicted model, not a curated record.